Molecule: messenger RNA, 4053 nt
Organism: Dictyostelium discoideum AX4
Lineage: Eukaryota; Evosea; Eumycetozoa; Dictyosteliales; Dictyosteliaceae
Gene: xacA
Exons: 3
Coding region: 1-4053 (1350 amino acids)
Biological process (GO): signal transduction; intracellular signal transduction
Cellular component (GO): cytoplasm
Molecular function (GO): guanyl-nucleotide exchange factor activity; GTPase activator activity
Source: RefSeq, a predicted model, not a curated record
AUGUCUCGUCAAAUAAUAUUUGGUAUUGACUUAGAGACAAUUGUAACAACACAAAAUCAAGCAGCAUUUAUAUCAGAGGUACCAAAAAUUGUAGCACAAGUAAUCGAAUGGUUAGAUAAAUUUAAUGCUGUAAAUGAAGAAGGUAUUUUCAGAAUUCCAGGUAAUGGUGUAACAAUUCAAGAAAUUAAAAAAAGUUUUGAUGAAGGUAAAGGUGAUUUAUCAAAAUUUAAUUCUUCAGAUAUUCAUUCAGUUGCUGGUGUUUUAAAAUUAUAUUUAAGAGAAUUACCAGAACCAUUAUUUAUUUGGAGAUAUUAUUCAACAUUUAUUAAAGUUAUAAAAAAUCCUGAUCAUUUACAAAGAGCAUUACAUUUAAGAAUGUUAUGUUAUGGAUUACCAAAAGUAAAUAGAGAUCUAGUAUUAAGUUUAAUGGUAUUUUUAAAUAAAAUUUCAUUAAAUAAUAGAGUUAAUAAAAUGACAAGUCAAAAUUUAGCUACAGUAUUUGCACCAAACAUUUUAAGACCACAAAAAGAAACUUUAAAUCAAAUUAUGGAAGAUUCUGCUUAUGUAACUAGUAUUAUAAAAACUUUUGUUGAUGAAAUUUCUUUUAUAUCAAAACAAUCAAAUCAUUUAUCAACAUCAAUUGAUGAUAUACCAUCGGUAUCAUUACCAAAAUCACCAUCAAAUUAUUCAGUGUCAUCAGGAGGUGAUUCAGUAUCAUCAUUAGAGGAAGAGAAUUUAUAUGCUACAGCUUUAUAUCCAUAUCAAGCAAGUGGACAAUGGCAUUUACCAUUUAAAAAGGAUGACAAAAUUGUAUUAUUAGAUAUUAAAUCAGAGGAAGGUUGGUUAAAGGGUGAAUUAAAUGGAAAGAUUGGUUAUUUCCCAGCAUCAUAUGUAGAGAUUAUUGCAAUUCCACCACCAGUUGGUACACCACAAACUUUAAUUCCAAUUCCAGAUUUUGAUUCACAACAAGAUCUUUCAACAAUUUCUUCACCAAUUUUAUCAUCAAGUACAACUUCAAGUUCUUCUUCAAUUUCAACUGAUAGUAAUUUAAGUAGUAAUAAUAAUAAUAAUAAUAAUAAUAACAACAAUAAUAGUACACCAAUUUUAUCAUCAACUUCAACUACAACAACAACUACUACAACAAUUAAUAAUAAUAAUUCAAAUAAUACAUUUCAACCAAUUUCUGUAUCAAAGUCUUCAUCAUUUUCAAAAUCAACCAUUUCAACUAAUCCAUCAUCAAAAUCAAGUUCAAAUUUAUUAAUUUCAAAUCCACCACCAGUUAAUAAAUCGACGACAACAGCAACAUCAUCAUCACCAGAUAUAACUAAAAUAAUAGGUGCACCACCAAAUAAAUUAACAGCACCACCACCACUUGUACCACCAACUUUUACAGCACCACCACCACUUUCAGCUCCACCACCAUUAAUUUCACCAACUAGUACAUUAACAUCAUCUUCAAAUACAGCAUUUACAGCACCACCAACAACUUCAACGACAAAUGGAGGUAAUAGUCCAUCAGGUAGUUCAUUAAAUAUAGGUGGUGGCGGUAAUAAUAGUAGAGCAGGGUCAUUCCUUCAAUCAAAUAUAGGUGGAGGUGGUAGUAAUACUACAUCACCAGAUUUAAGUAAAAUUAUGUCAACAACACCAAAACUUUCAUUUAGUAGUGGUAUUAUGAUGCCACCGUCAUUAGGUAUACCACCACCAUUAUUACCAUCAAAAUUUUUAGGUAACCUUUCAAGUAGUAGUGGUAAUAUUUCACCACCAAUUAGUAAUAGUGGUGGUAGUAGAAAUGGUUCAUUUUUAGAUUCACCACCACCACCACCACCAUUAUCAAUUCCACCAACUCCUCUUCAAAAUAUACCACCACCAUUACAAAAUAUACCGCCACCAAUAACAACACCAACUAAAACAACAACCACCACUGUAAGAUCAAAUUCACCAUCAUUAUUACCAAUCGAUUUAGCAAAUUUACCACCACCACCAUUUUCACCAUGUUCACCUGAACCACCACAAAUUCAAAAUUUAAAUAUAAAUACCGAUUUACCACCACCUCCACCACCACCAAAUUUUAUUGAUAAUGCAACUACCACAACAACAACAACAGAUGAUGAAGAUAGUAAUAAUAGUAAUUUAAAUAUAUAUAAUUUACCACCACCAAUAUUUAAUAUUGGUGAUAUUGAUUUUAAAAAUUUUGAAAAUGGUGAAUUAGCACCAAUGGAUAUUAGUUUUAUACCAUUACCACCACCAUUACCAGCGGUUGUACCAGCAAAUAUACCACCACCACCACCUCCACCACCUAAAAAAUUAGAUCGUAAAGAUUCAUAUAUUCAUAAGAAAAAGAUGUCACAAGAGAAAGAGAAUGAAAUUAAAAAGAAGAGAAGAGAAAGAGCCGAAGAAACUUUAACAACCGAACAAACCUAUGUAAAACAAUUAACUGUAGUAUACGAUAACUUUAUAGAACCAUAUAAAAAGACUCAAAAAUGUCAUGGUUUAACAGGUGAAGAAUUUAUGGAUAUUUUCAAUUGUCUUGAGGUGAUUCUAUCAAGUCAUAAAACAAAUUUACUUAAACCAAUUGAAGAUAGAAUGUUAGUAUGGGAUAGUAAACCUCAAAUGGGUGAUAUCUUUUUAAAUAAUACUUCAUUCAUUAAAUUGUAUAAACAUUAUGUAAACAACUAUGAUAAAUCAAUUCGUACAUUGAAACAAUGUAAAGAGAAAUACGAUGGUUUUAAAACAUAUAUGGCCUCUUUGGAUUAUAGUGAAAAACUUUCAAAUCUAUCAUUGGAGUCUUUCUUAAUUCUUCCAAUCCAACGUUUACCACGUUAUGUUAUGUUGUUGCAAGAUCUUUUGAAAUAUACAGCCAAUGAUCAUGAGGAUUUCAAUCAACUUUGUGAAGCACUUUCAACCAUUAAAGAUUUAACCGAAUCAAUUAACACCAAAAAAUCAGAGGAAGACAAUAAUACUAAAAUCUUACAAGUUCAAGAACAAAUCAAAGAUAUGCCACCAAAUACAAUGACACUUCGUAAGAGAUUCGUCACAGAGGGUGCAUUAACUUUGAAAAAAGAUAAAUAUUAUGUAUUCCUAUUCACUGAUGCUAUGAUUCUCACUAAACCUGGUAAAGAGAAAAAGAAAUUUAAAAAUAUUAUUAACCUUUCAACCGCUUCAUUAAAUACAACCGAUGAACAAAAUGUAUUAAAAGUUAUAAGUCAAGAAGGUACUUUUAAAUUCUCAACUGAUAAUCCAGCUGAACGUGAACAUUGGGUUAAAGAUAUUAAAGAUGCAAUUGAUACAGCUAGACAAGAUUUAAUUCAAACUGCAUUUGGUGAAUCAACCACUCUCAAUGAGGGUAGUAAAGGUUUUAAUAAGAUUCAAGAUGAAAAGAAUAUGUUAAAGAAACAAAAAUUAGCUCAAGAAUUAGCAUUGAGUGAGGAGGAGUAUGUCGAUUCCCUAACUUAUAUUUACAAUGUUUUCUUACAACCAAUUAAAAAAUCAAUCGAUACUCCAAAUCAAUUGGUAAGCUAUCAAGAAAACUUGGAAAUCAGUAGUAAUUUUGAAACACUUUUCUCUUGUCAUAAAACUUUCCUCAUCGCUUUGAAAGAACGUAUCGCCGAAUGGGAUUCUAAACCACUCAUGAGUGAUAUCUUUAUGGAGAAAGCUGGUUUCUUAAAAUUGUACAAUUAUUACGUUCAAAAUCAUACUCGUUCACUUCAAGUCUUGGAACAUUGCAUUGAAAAGUAUCCUUUGUUUGCAAUUCAUCUCAAACGUAUCGAAUCCGAUCAAAAUACCGAACUUAAAGUAUUGUUAGCUCAACCAUUACGUAGAGUCUCUAAAUACUAUUUGGUCCUUCGUGAAAUUCUUCAAUACACUCGUCCAAAACAUGAUGAUUACGAUGCUUUAAAUCGUGUAGUAGCUAAUCUAAAAGAUCAAACCGAUAAAUUUAAUGCAAAUUCAACCUCUCAAAUGUCUGCUGAAGCUGGUUCAAAAUCACCUUCCCAAAAAUAUAAAACUAUUAAAUUAACUAAAAAUUCUAAACAACCUUCACAAUUCUUUGUUUAA